Molecule: messenger RNA, 399 nt
Organism: Symbiodinium natans
Lineage: Eukaryota; Dinophyceae; Suessiales; Symbiodiniaceae
Source: the annotation of a GenBank genome assembly
AUGGACAGGCAAAAACACAUUGUGCAGACCGUGUUUCGUCUAGUCAGCACGCGCGUGGAUGAAAACUGCUGCUGCUUUGUGGAGGACGAGUCUCUAUUUGGACCUGAUCACAAGAUUAUUUAUAGGCAUUUCGCAACCUUGUAUUUCAUCUUUAUAGCUGACAGCGCCGAGAGCGAGCUCGGGGUUCUGGAUCUCAUCCAGGUCUUCGUUCAGGUCCUUGAUUCGUGCUUUGAGAACGUUUGUGAGCUUGACCUUAUCUACCAUUUCGACAGGGUGAACUACAUCCUCGAUGAAAUAGUGAUGGCAGGAAUGGUCCUCGAGACAAAUGCAGAUCUCAUCCUCACGUCGAUAAAAGAGGCCAAGAAGUUGGAGCAGGAAGGGUCAACCUUCGGUUUCUGA